GUUUAUUAUUCCAAUUUGAAAAGUGAAAACCCUAUCAUCUUCCAAGACACAUUCUUUCUCUCUGCUUGCUGUGUAAUUCGAGCUUCAGAUGGAGAUUCCGACCCAGAUUCAACUCCCCGAACACAUGGCGGCUUCUUCAUCUUCGCCUCAACCACCACCACAACCACCCACUUCUUCCUCUCUCGUUCAACAUGUGUCUCCAUCUUCCUCUCCUCUUCCUCAACACCUAAGGUACAAAAAUCGCUUACAAGAAUUUGCUCAGAGAUCAAAUAUACCCCUUCCUGGGUAUCAAACGACUAAUGAAGGGACUCCACAUGCACCAAAGUUUAGGGCAACUGUGUGCGUGGAUGGUACAAGCUAUACCUCUCAAGUGACUUUCUCUCAGAGAAAGGCUGCUGAACAAGAUGCAGCGAGAAUAGCACUGGAGAGCCUGAAUGAAAAGAUUAAAGACGAUAGAUGCCCUCUUGUUUCUGAGAAUACUUCGAUUUCCAAGUCUAUCAUGAAUGAAUAUGCCACAAAGCUAAAUGUAGAAAGGCCUACUUACAAUACUGUUCAACUAGAAGGGUUGCUUCCUCGCUUUAUGUCUUUUGUGAUCUUCAAUGGUACAAAAUACUCUAGUGUUAUUGGAAAAAACAAAAAAGAGGCCGAGCAGUUAGCAGCACGUGCUGCUAUUCUUUCCGUUCUUGCAGGUGAUUCUAGCUCAACAACACUGUAUGAGAUAAUAAGAUCAAAAUCUAGUUUUUAUGGAAUAGCAAAACCAAAUGAAUCCCAAGUUACUAAUGGAAGCAUCGUCUUACCCAUAGGAACUACAGAAUAUGCUUCUGACUUACAGGAUCAUAAAGAUAAAGAGGUUCCUAUGGCCACUAAUAAUGGUGAGAAGAGAAUUGAUGUUGUUCCUGCUUCGUCCAAUAUGCUUUCAUCAUCUCAAGAGCUUCAGAUGCCCAUACAUGUACCAUGUGUUGAGGGCCCUUGUCCUCCAAAAAGUUCCUCUCUUCAGCCAGGAGGUUCAGAAUUGGGUCAGCUGGCUGCUAGUGAUGCUUCCAAUUCCGGUUCAAAGAGGCGAAAGAACAAGAAGAAGGCAAAUAAGAGGGCUCGGUUGGAAUCCAUGUUACCAAGUGCAGCAGAUCCUUGUUCAGUAGCACAAUGACAAUGAGGGAACGAUCAAACUAUUCUAUGGAGUUAAAUGUCUAACUUAGUUCUUGGGUAGAAUCCUUGUUAGUAUUAUAAACAUGAAGUAGUUUUUUUCUUUUGGAAAAGGCAUUCCAACUUGUGUGUAUAUUUAGUGGAGAUACUGAUCUUGUAUUUUUAUUUCUGUCAAACUGAGUUGCAAUUAGGUUUGUCAUUAGCUCUACUUAUUGUAUGCAACAACAGAUGCUUGGAGGUUGUAAUGAAUAUGAUUAGUUUGGCAUGAUGAGUUAGGUUUAGGUUAAA
Molecule: messenger RNA, 1431 nt
Organism: Arachis stenosperma
Lineage: Eukaryota; Viridiplantae; Streptophyta; Magnoliopsida; Fabales; Fabaceae
Product: double-stranded RNA-binding protein 4-like
Exons: 5
Coding region: 89-1147 (352 amino acids)
Source: RefSeq, a predicted model, not a curated record